GGCGAUGCGGAAGUUCUGCGCUCUCAUCCGCGGAGAAGAGGGGAGAAGAUAACGAGCACGUCGAACCCAUUCGUGAAGCACUGCGUCAAGCUCCGCCAGAGCUCCUCCUACCGCCGCUCGAAUGGAUGCGCUCUCGUCGUCGGCCUCACCCCGAUCAUAUGGUGGAGUGAGUCCCGAAGGACUGGAUGACUCUUAUGCUUCCGUUGUGCAUGUCAGCCCCAGUGUAAUGAAGAAGCUUUCUGGUAUGCAAUCAAUCGACUCCAUUGAAGGAGUAGCACUUAUGAGAAUCCCUGGGAGUUUCUAUGACAUGGAUGUGAAUCAAGAGGAAGACAUUCAUUGGAAUUCUGUCCCUUCUCCUCACCGAAUAUUAGUUCUCGAUGGCAUUCAGGACCCAGGUAAUCUUGGCACACUUUUGAGGUCAGCUGUGGCUUUCAAUUGGGAUGGAGUUUUCCUACUUUCUGGCUGCUGUGAUCCUUUCAAUGAGAAAGCCCUACGAGCAGCUAGAGGAGCAUCCUUUCAGCUCCCUCUUGUGUCAGGCAAUUGGUCUCAUCUCAAUUCCUUGAGGUCUAAAUUUCAUAUGAAGAUGUUGGCAGCUCAUCCAGGAAACUGUGGUGAAGUACAAUCUAAGGGACCUUCCGCCCUAUCUCGACAAUUUGUAGAUUCAUUUUCAGAUUUGCCUCUGUGUUUGGUAUUGGGCAGCGAGGGGAGUGGUCUUUCUAUGCAAACGAUGCAAUCAUGUGAGCUUGUAAGCAUUCCAAUGGGAGUCAUCAAAAAACGAGGUGCGCGCUUGAUGAUUCACUUCCAUGACAUGAGGUACUGGAACCCGGAACAGCAUGAAAUUCUCAAAAGUAAAUGCCAAAGAGGAACACACAAGGAUGAUUUGUUAGGUUGAACCAUAGUCCACUAAGAUCACAUCAAUCAAGCUAAUAAAAUUAAUUAACCUUUCUUUUAAUAAAGUAAAGAGAGUAUGAAAAAUGAAAGAAACGGUCACCUAAUAAGUUGGGAAACACCUCCCUCCAUAAUGCUAUCCUGAUCGAUCACAAGGCCUAAAGCUAGGAGACAUGUGACCAAAAUGCCCAUUACAUGGUCCGCUGAAAUUUUGUCUGUCCUCAGCGUGUCUAUAGAUGAAUGGCCAUAGCUUAUGUUAUAAUAACGAUAACCCAGAAAAUUGCUUUAUACGUGCAAGCUGAUUAGGGUAAUAGGUCUGCUACAAUAUUUUUAUGUUUUCAGUAUUAAGGCAUGGUUUGUGUAGGUCUCAUUUCACGGU
Messenger RNA from Asparagus officinalis (garden asparagus), 1267 nucleotides. RefSeq lists its product as uncharacterized. Bases 122 to 892 code for a protein of 256 amino acids. Gene Ontology annotation, biological process: RNA processing. The transcript has 5 exons. The record is from RefSeq and is a predicted model, not a curated record. Gene Ontology annotation, molecular function: RNA methyltransferase activity; RNA binding. Lineage: Eukaryota; Viridiplantae; Streptophyta; Magnoliopsida; Asparagales; Asparagaceae.